This is a messenger RNA of Eleginops maclovinus (Patagonian blennie), 533 nucleotides long. RefSeq names its product histone H2A-like. NCBI's taxonomy places the organism in Eukaryota, Metazoa, Chordata, Actinopteri, Perciformes, Eleginopidae. Gene Ontology annotation, molecular function: protein heterodimerization activity; structural constituent of chromatin; DNA binding. The record is from RefSeq and is a predicted model, not a curated record. The coding region runs from base 20 to 403 and encodes 127 amino acids. Gene Ontology annotation, cellular component: chromatin; nucleosome. Gene Ontology annotation, biological process: heterochromatin formation. The transcript has a single exon.
UUGUAAACACAUCUCAAACAUGAGUGGAAGAGGCAAAACCGGCGGUAAGGCCAGAGCAAAGGCCAAGACCCGUUCCUCCCGUGCCGGACUCCAGUUCCCUGUUGGCCGUGUCCACAGACAUCUGAGGAAGGGUAACUAUGCCCAGCGCGUCGGUGCCGGAGCUCCCGUCUACCUGGCGGCUGUGCUUGAGUACCUGACCGCUGAGAUCCUGGAGCUGGCUGGAAACGCUGCCCGCGACAACAAGAAGACCCGUAUCAUCCCCCGUCACCUUCAGCUGGCUGUCCGCAACGACGAGGAGCUCAACAAGCUGCUGGGAGGAGUGACCAUCGCUCAGGGCGGUGUGCUGCCCAACAUCCAGGCUGUGCUGCUGCCCAAGAAGACCGAGAAGGCUCCCAAGAAGUAAACGACCAAACCAUCUCAAUCUAACCAACGGCUCUUUUAAGAGCCACACUCACUUCCAACUAAAGAUACAACUCCCUAUGUAUAAUGUUAUGUACCUCAAAUAACUAAACUAAAGCUGGUGUUUACAUUAA